This is a messenger RNA of Trichoderma atroviride IMI 206040, 3110 nucleotides long. The record is from RefSeq and is a predicted model, not a curated record. Lineage: Eukaryota; Fungi; Ascomycota; Sordariomycetes; Hypocreales; Hypocreaceae.
UACAUAUUAUUAGUAAUUCGUCUGCGUCUGUCUCUUCCUUGUUCCCAGGACUUGAGACAUGCGCUGCCUGUCACAGACAUGUCUCGUGCCUCACCUUCAUCACCGCCACCAGCCGCUGAUACUGCAGCCAGAGCCGGAGCUGCAGCCGAAGCUGAAGCUGAAGCUGACCGUAUCCGCCACAGAGCCUCCAACGAGUACCAUGUCUCGUCGUCCUUCUCAGCAGAGUCUGCAGACCGCUCAAAGGCGCGGAGCAGCAUAAACUUCAACUCCAACACGGAAGCAAAAAUCAGGAACCCACUCAUCGGCAUCCCGCGACGGACUCUGCUCAACGAUGUCGACGACUUCUGCCGCACAAAGUCGCUGGAGGACUAUCGCUCCAUCAUCCGCAAGGGCGCGCUUGUUGCCCAGGACCCUACUGGCUACGAAGACAUCACCGGCUCCGAGGCCCUGAGCCCGCAAGAGGUUGAAGCUCUCCGCAACGAGGUGCUGCACAAAUGGCGGAUCCCCUGGACGCUGUUCCUGACCGUCGUUACGUGCUCCAUCGGUGCUGCGGUGCAGGGCUGGGAUCAGACGGGGUCAAACGGCGCAAACCUCGCCUUUCCUCGUGCUUACGGCAUAGACUCUGACAGCAUCCACGACAAGCUCGUUGUCGGCCUCGUCAAUGCUGCGCCGUACAUCGGGACAUCGCUUGUCGGCUGCUGGCUGUCGGAUCCCCUAAACUAUCACUUUGGCCGCCGCGGAGCCAUAUUUGCGUCUGCCAACUUCUGUCUUUGGCCCGUCCUGGGGAGUGCCUUUUUGCCCAUCUUUGCGGCAGAAAACUCACCAGCCCCCAUCCGAGGCGCUCUCGUUAUGAGCUGGCAGCUGUGGAACGCGUUUGGGAUUUUUCUCGGGACUUGCGCUAACCUUGCAGUCAUGGGAAUCGGUGCUGAAGCUUGGAGAUACCAGUUGGGCUCGGCUUUCAUCCCGGCUGUGCCACUUGUGUGCCUUGUUUACUUUUGCCCCGAGUCGCCGCGUUGGUAUAUCAAGAAGAACAGGUAUAGAGAUGCUAUGCGAUCUUUACUCCGCCUCCGAAACAACCCCAUCCAGGCCGGUCGCGAUAUUUACUACAUACACGUUCAGCUCGAAGUAGAGGCCGAGUUCACCGGCUCUAGCAACUAUGUCAAGCGAUUUAUAGAACUCUUUACCCUGCCUCGAGUCCGUCGCGCGACUCUGGCCGCCUUUACCGUCAUGAUUGCGCAGCAAAUGUGUGGUAUCAACAUUAUUGCCUUUUACUCGUCUACUGUCUUUCUGGAUGCUGGAGCAAGCCAAACCGGAUCUCUCUGGGCCUCGUGGGGGUUUGGUCUGGUCAACUUCUUGUUCGCCUUUCCUGCCGUGUGGACGAUUGACACGUUUGGUCGGCGAUCUCUCCUCCUCUUCACCUUUCCGCAGAUGGCAUGGACGCUGCUGGCUGCAGGUCUCUGCAACCUGAUACCCGGAAAGAAUGGAGCUCAUCUGGGCUUUGUUGCCUUCUUUAUUUACUUGUUUGCAGCCUUUUACUCGCCAGGCGAAGGUCCUGUUCCGUUUACGUAUUCCGCCGAAGUGUUUCCUCUGUCACACCGUGAAAUGGGCAUGGCCUUUGCGGUAGCGACCUGUCUGUUCUGGGCGGCUGUGCUGUCCAUCACGUUCCCCCUGAUGCUUGCCAGGCUAGGUGUCACAGGUUCAUUUGGAUUAUAUGCGCUCUUCAACGUCAUGGCAUUGGUCAUGAUUUUCCUCUGGCUUCCGGAGACGAAGCAGCGAACGCUGGAAGAGCUGGACUACAUCUUCGCCGUGCCCUCGCGCGUCUUUAUGAAGUAUCAGGUGACCAAGACGUUGCCGUGGUGGAUCAAGCGAUGGAUCUUGUUCCGGAAGGACGCGACGCUCGAGCCGCUGUAUACACUGGAUGUGGCUGAGCACCACGACUCGGAAGAAGGCGAGGAUCAGUUUGAGAAUGACAAGGCCAAGGUCGAGUUAAAAGACAUUGUUGGCUUUACGCCGGUGGCCGUCAAUCCAAGGCCGCCUUCUUCGGAAGCAGUUUGAUUUGGAUGCGUUUCUGGUGUUUCCUUUCCUUUUGGAUUUUUGUUGGAAUUUGUUUUUUCACUCUCCCCAUUGAUUUCAUUUUGAACGGCGGUUUUCCGCUGGCAAUUUUUUCAUAUUUCUUUUAGGCGUUGAUUUGCUGGAAUCAUUGAUUAGCGGGCGUGUGUUUCAUUUCUAAACCUCAUGAUACCACGGAUGGAAGAUGGGAUGGGAACCAAUUUAUGGCGCAUGAUGGAAGCGAUACCCCAAGUUUUCUGUUUUGAAUUAAUUUGAUUGCUUUUUUUCUUUUUUCUUUUUUCGUUCCACCUAUUUAAACGAUGCUGAAACAUGUUGAUCUGAGCUGGUGUUGUCACUAUUGGAUAGCAUUUUCUGUUUUGGUUGUCUUACUGUCAGCGUUGUGAAUUGGAAGACAGCGAGAGAGACAGAGAGCGGGAAACAGAAAGGAGAGACAUUUUUGUGGAUAAAAGAUGUGGAUGAUCUACAAUGCAUAUACGAUUGAUUGCACAGACAAGACAUUAGAUGAGCCUGCUAUAUAAUAUAUACACGUGUAUAUGAGGCAAGAAAAACUCGUAUCAUUGCUACCUGUACUAUGUGAUUUUCUAUCUUUCACCUGGCAGUCUGAUCAAAGUCCCGGGCAGAGGGAUCUCUAUGCGUACCCCGAAAAGGAAAGCAAUGCGAAGCCCAUCCGAUCUGCUGCAUCUGCACUUCUCCGCACCAAGGCCCCACGAUGAUUCGAACAAACAAUCGAUCAAUGACGGGAGACGAUCUGUAUCUUCAGGCUUAUCUAUCGCUGCCCAGUCACAGCAAUUGGUGCUGCCGCUGCCUUGCUGCAUAAACAGAUCGCGGGUGGAGCUGCGAUGCGUUUGGAAAAAAACGUCAUUGGCCCCACUGCAGCAACUCGCGAUGAUACCUUGAAAUGCAAGACGUCGAGGUUUUAUGGAGUUUGAAAAAAAUGUCUGGAGAUGUGAGAGGAGAGUAAUGAAUGCAUGGGGCUCAUCUACGAUGUCGGUAGCAGCGGAUGAUGGGGUUAGGUAUGAUAUCAUCACGGAUUUGCGGAC